Cordyceps militaris CM01 is the source of this 1563-nucleotide messenger RNA. RefSeq lists its product as uncharacterized. The transcript is spliced from 2 exons. Bases 1 to 1563 code for a protein of 520 amino acids. NCBI's taxonomy places the organism in Eukaryota, Fungi, Ascomycota, Sordariomycetes, Hypocreales, Cordycipitaceae. The record is from RefSeq and is a predicted model, not a curated record.
AUGUCUUCUACCAAGAAGCCCGCCAUUGGAUCCCGGUACUUCCCAUGGGACAACCUUCCCAAGAAAAUCAAGACCACUAUCAUUGAUCUUGUUGCCAAGGACGAUUGGCCUUGUGGCGCUCUCGCUACCGUCUCGCGGGAGUUCCAAAUGUUGAUUGAGCCUCACACCUUUCAGAGCAUUACAGUGACACCAGCACGCAUCGCCGAGUUUGGCAAGAUGACUGCUCGAAAUCAACACCACGUGCAAAACCUGUGGCUCUCCUUGGAGUUGCAGCCGUACAUUUGCGGUGACUGCCUUGAGAACGACGACGAAGCGGUGGUGCUUCUUCUUACAGCCACGCUCGCAGCCGCGCGACAAGAAUGUGCCAUCAUUACAAAUACCAUCCGCUGGCUCUUUAGCCACUUACAAACCUGGUCGCUCGAUCGUAGACAGGGAAAAGGACUGGUGCUCGACAUCAGCGCCCACUGUACGAGUGACAGGGAGCACGCCUUCAGCUACCUCACAUCCGAGCCCUACUGGAGGGCUGGCGAUGCCGCCUGGAUCGAUCGACACGAGGCGAUUCUCAGAGACAAUUCUCCAUGGGUCAGACAAACCGGAUGCGAGAUGCGUAUUGUUGAGUGGCACCAGCUGCACAGCUGCUUCCGCGAAGUUUUCCCAGUACCGUUGCCCGCCAAUAUUAGAGAAUUCUGGGACGACAUGCCAAAAGUGCCCCUUAUCACAACCAUCAUGAUACGACAGCAGAAUCGACGUCGUUGGAGCCCAGGCAUUAUAGGGAGGAUACUGUCGUGCUGUCCAAACGUCCAGGAACUCAUCUACGAGCCCUGGAGGGAAUGGUUCCCAACCCGCCAAUAUCGGGCGGAUGAAGACAGCAACCUCUUGUUCGAAUCGCUGCCAGCUCUUCGCAGCCUAGUCAUCUUUGAGAACUUCAACGAAACCUACGCGGACGCGAUGCGGCAACGUGCUCUCCGGUCCCUGCCCACGACACCCCGACGACUUGUGCGAGCCAGUCUCGGCGUCGAAGAGUUUUCCGCCUCGUUUCUGGUCGAGGCCGCGGGUUUCCUGCGCAGCAGCCUGGAGAGCGGGUGUGUCUGGCCGAACCUGACCUCGUUCGCCAUGACGUCUCGGCUGCUGACCGAUGAUAUGCCCCAGGGCGGCUCGCCGAGGAUCCAGCGGCUGCUGUGGAACGCGGCCGCCGCCGCGCGCCGCAUGCCCAAUCUGAGGGUCAUGGAGCUGUGGCACGGGCAGGAGGGCCGGGCCGUGGUGUUUCGCUACCAGCCGUCGGCGCACGACGGCGGCCCGGCCUCGGUCGUCUGCCGCGGCACCCGGGCAACCUACCUUUCGGAUCGAGUCCGGCAGGCGUGGAGAGACACUGCGGUGCAUGGCCGCAGUGCUGGUGUUACUUUUCGGCAAGAGCGUCUGGAUGGGAAACUUGUCACGUCCCAUGCGGCCGCUAUUUCAAUGCUGCAGCUUGUCAGUCGGGUCAUUCAGCCAAUCUCUCUGCAACAGACGCACCAGGAGAUUGCGAUGAGACAAAGGCUUCGAGUCAUGGGGCUGGAAACAUGA